GAAGACGACCGCCUCAUGCCCCUCCCCCUCCUCAAGCCGACCAAUGAGAAGCUGCCACUCGCCUCUCAGCCGCUGUUAAUCAACUACGCAAACCCUGGAUUAGCUCCGUUCCUAUUGGCCGAGGGGUUAUCCUCUAUGGAGACGCUGCUUACCAACAUACAGGGGCUCCUGAAGGGGGCGCUGGACAGCGCCCGCUCCCACACCGAGCAGAGCCGGCUGGAGAAGACGGAGCUGAAGCUGCAGCUGGAGAGAGAGAGAGACGCUCGGUACACACUUCAGAGACAACUCAGCACGGAGCUGCAGGCCACAGUUUGGAUCCAGCGGCGUCUGAAGAAAGAGAAGAAGGCGAAGAGGAAGCUGCAGGAAGAGUUAGAGCUGCAGAUACUGCACCGAUGCACAGUGAUUCCUGAGAAAGAGAUCAACCAGCAGAAAACCCCCGCAGCUCAAGAGAACAAACCUCCCCUCUGAAACAGCAGCGAUGAAAGGAUGAAGAGAUGACAGGAUGAACAGAUGAAGGGAUCAACAGAUGACAGGAUGAACAGAUGAAGGGAUGAACAGAUGAAGGGAUGAACAGAUGAAAGGAUAAAAGGGUGAACAGAUGAAAGAAUGAAGAGAUGAAAGGAUAAACAGAUGAAAGGGUGAACAGAUGAAAGGAUGAAAGGAACGAGAUGAAAGGGUUAACAGAUGAAUAGAUGAAAGGAUGAAGAGAUGAAAGGAUAAACAGAUGAAAGGGUGAACAGAUGAAAGGAACGAGAUGAAAGGGUUAACAGAUGAAUAGAUGAAAGGAUGAAGAGAUGAAAGAAUGAACGAAUGAAAGGGUGAACAGAUGAAAGGAUGAAACCUCCUGAAAAACAAACCCAGAUGGACAGAUAAAAAACUACAAAAGAUGAACUGAUUACUUCCUCCCUACUUCCUGUUGUUAAUUAUUAUUAUGAUCCGUUCAUGUAAAGAUACGAGUGAAUAUGAUUGGAUGCCCUGAAGGGGGCGGGGCUACAUGACUUGUGAUGUCGUUAGUUGAGCCUCCUGUUAGCCCCGCCCCCUGCUGAUGUUUUACUGCUGUAAAACUGUUUCCUGUCUGUUGUUAGAAGUAAAGAACUACUACUACUACUACACACAUUAAUCAUGAAUACAAU
This is a messenger RNA of Etheostoma cragini (Arkansas darter), 1133 nucleotides long. RefSeq names its product dachshund homolog 2-like. The coding region runs from base 16 to 468 and encodes 150 amino acids. NCBI's taxonomy places the organism in Eukaryota, Metazoa, Chordata, Actinopteri, Perciformes, Percidae. The transcript has 5 exons. The record is from RefSeq and is a predicted model, not a curated record.